AAAAGAAAAGAUGGAUGCUUCCCCUAAAAGGGGUGGUGGAGCUUCUAGCAAAUCCAAGAGUUCAGCAGCUCGUGGGAAACCUGGGCGAAAACCGAAGGAAGUCAAUCAAACUGAUGCGGAAGAUCCCAAGUCUUCCAUGAAGACAGAGGACGAUAGUGGUACCAAAAACAAGGAGCCUACCCUCGAGGAGUGGAGCUCUUCUGCAAAAUUGUCGAAAGCCAACAUCAACCAGAAGACUGCCGGCGGGAGAUCGUCCUCCAGUGCAAAGGGUAAAGGCAUCAAGGGCGGUGCGAAGUCCAAAGCUAAUGGUACAGGGAAGCCCAAAACUGGUUCCACCAAGGCAAAAGACACCGAGGUGGAAGACAGCACUGAUGACGAGUCGGGCAAGAGGAGGAGAUUAUCAAGGAAAAUCCGACAUCAAAGGGGCAAGCCAGUGAAGCAAAGAGCGGCAAGAAGCGGCCGAGGGAGGCCAAAACUCGAGUAG
Linum tenue is the source of this 484-nucleotide messenger RNA. The record is from the annotation of a GenBank genome assembly. Lineage: Eukaryota; Viridiplantae; Streptophyta; Magnoliopsida; Malpighiales; Linaceae.